ACUCCCAGAACCAGAACCAGAACCACGCGGUCCACAUUUGAAAUUUUAUAAAACUUCCAAAAUAUUGUAAUAAUUAUAAGCGGUAUUCAUAUCUUCGGAACAAAGUAUAAUGAAUCCAUUGACAAAUGUAAAAAACAUCACCAAACUUGGACAGCAGGACUUAGUUGGCAAUAAGAAAACAUCCUGGCAUGAUGAGUACAAAGACAGUGCUUGGAUUUUUGUUGGUGGAUUGCCAUAUGAUUUAACCGAAGGAGACAUCAUUACAAUUUUUUCACAGUAUGGUGAAGUAGUUAACAUCAAUCUUGUUAGGGAUAAAGAUACAGGAAAGUCUAAAGGAUAUGGUUUCCUUUGUUACGAGGAUCAAAGGAGCACAGUGUUAGCUGUUGAUAAUUUUAAUGGGAGCAAGGUUCUAGGGAGGAUCUUGAGAGUAGACCAUGUAGCAAAUUAUAAAGCUCCCAAAGAUUCCAAGAAAGUUGAUGAAGACACAAGAAAGUUAAGAAAGGAAGGAUGUGCACCAAAGGCAUCAUAGGUUGAUAUAUUUUAUAAAUAUGAAUAUUAGUACUAAUAAACUUUACGAAUUUGUAUCGUAUAAACUACAAAGCUCUUAGACCACCAAAUAUACCACCAUUUUCAUAGACA
Messenger RNA from Cephus cinctus (wheat stem sawfly), 639 nucleotides. Its product is annotated as RNA-binding motif protein, X-linked 2. The coding region runs from base 110 to 529 and encodes 139 amino acids. Gene Ontology annotation, cellular component: U2 snRNP; precatalytic spliceosome; catalytic step 2 spliceosome. Gene Ontology annotation, biological process: mRNA splicing, via spliceosome. The record is from RefSeq and is a predicted model, not a curated record. The transcript has 5 exons. Gene Ontology annotation, molecular function: RNA binding. Lineage: Eukaryota; Metazoa; Arthropoda; Insecta; Hymenoptera; Cephidae.